Molecule: messenger RNA, 1418 nt
Organism: Hibiscus syriacus
Lineage: Eukaryota; Viridiplantae; Streptophyta; Magnoliopsida; Malvales; Malvaceae
Product: protein GrpE-like
Biological process (GO): protein folding
Cellular component (GO): chloroplast
Molecular function (GO): adenyl-nucleotide exchange factor activity; protein-folding chaperone binding; protein homodimerization activity
Source: RefSeq, a predicted model, not a curated record
CAAAUCAUUCAGCAGAGAAAGCACAAACGGAGGUGGAGCAACAAAUCCAAAGGGUUGGGCGGCCGCCGAGGACCCUCUCUCACUAAAAUCUGUUAACACGAAUACUUAUGCAAAUGGCUGCUUCAUUCUCUAAUCACGCCGUGUUGUCUCCUCAAUUUUCAGCUUUUUCUUUAAAACCCUCAAUCCACACCAUAUCAUCUUCAUCACGAGUUCAAUUUCCUUCCCGAAAACCUCGUUUUUCAAAAUCCUUCUCUGGGCGUUCUCCAUCGAACCUUUCCUUCCCUAUGAACAGGACAAAGUUUUCCAAUAGGUCGACUUUCAGGCUUCUCUUUCUUCCCAGGAAUCUGCUCGCACUCUAAGUUAUUUUUUGGCCUAAUGGGUUCAUUUUUUUCCCUUGCACUAUAUCCACUAAUUAUUAAUUUGUAGCAUUAGAUCGAGAAAAUGAUUUUGUAGAAUUUCCUAGUUUUCAUAGUAGAAGAAAAUUAGCUGGAGGUGAAAAUUGAAUUGUUAAGUGAAGCUUGUUAUUGUCUAAUUGCUUGUAAUAGUGAUAAUUUCAUUAAGGAAUUUUAUCAGGGAAAUGUACAAACAUCGGGAGGCAGUUUAAAGGCCAUGCUUAGAGUUUACAAGGAGGCUCUUCUAAAGGGAGAUGAUAGGAUUGUAUCAGAGAUUGAGAAUAGAAUAGCAUUUUUGGAAAAUGAGAAGAAUGGGUUGGAAAAACAAGUUAUGGAUUUAUCAGCAGAGAUAACCUCCGGGAAAGAGAAGUAUAUCCGUCUGCAAGCUGAUUUUGAUAAUUUUUGGAAGAGGUCGGAGAAGGAGAGACUUACGGCAAGGUCUGAUGCUCAAGGAGAAGUGAUUGAGAGUCUUUUUCCCAUGAUUGACAGUUUUGGGAGAGCCAAGCAACAAGUAAAACCGGAAACCGAGAAAGAAAAGAAGAUCGAUACGAGUUAUCAGGGUAUAUACAAGCAAUUUGUGGAGAUCAUGAGGUGUUUGCAAGUGGCCGUCGUCCCAACUGUUGGAAAGCCCUUUGAUCCCUCUUUACACGAAGCCAUAGCACGGGAAAAGUCUCUAGAAUUCAAAGAAGGGGUAAUCAUCCAAGAAUUCCGCCGUGGGUUUCUCCUUAGGGACCGGCUAAUAAGGCCAGCGAUGGUUAAAGUAUCUUCAGGACCAGGUAGUAAGAAAGCAACUGCUGCCUCUGAUCACAAAUCUUCUGGCCAACCUACAACAGCUGGAGAUGAUGAGUAAGUCUAGAAAGGCAUCAAAUGUGAAGGCAUUUGCUGUCGGAUAUAUUUUCCAUUUACUUUGGUUUUAUUGUUUGUCAAAUUCAAUUUUCACGGGCCACAUCUUGUUAUUUCUGGUAUUAAAAGGAGGCAAUAAAACACUUGUACAGCUAAGAAUAUUCUUUCAGAUAAGAUAAUUUG